Molecule: messenger RNA, 1076 nt
Organism: Cuscuta epithymum
Lineage: Eukaryota; Viridiplantae; Streptophyta; Magnoliopsida; Solanales; Convolvulaceae
Source: the annotation of a GenBank genome assembly
GCGAGAGUCGGUGACCCGCAAAUCAUCUUCGGCUCUCUCUCUAGAUCGCCUCCUUCACCUCAUCUCAGACUGAAAAUCGCACAUUCACAGGCAAAAGGUAUACAUCAUCUCCGGCUUAUUCCGCAAUGGGAAGAAUCAAGUAAUCCUGUAAGCAGAGGAGGAGAAUAGCAUUCAAUUUUAACUCUUGUUUUUAGUUUGUUGAAUUUGAAUCUUUCGGAGAUGAAGGAUGAUAGCGCGUUGCCGAUGUCAGCUCCAACGGCGUAUUCGGCAUCAUCGGCGCUUACUUCUGUGCAUUCGAGGAAGGAGAAGGAGAACUCGUCUCUCUUCGGUCGGGGACGAUACAAGUUCUGGGCUUUGGCGGCUAUUCUUCUGCUUGCCUUCUGGUCGAUAUUCACCGGCACAGUCACUCUCCGGUGGUCCGCCGGCAAUCUAAACCGUUUCUCAGACGAAUUCGACAUUCCUCUGAACGAAGAUCUAGACGUCCUCGAAAUGGAGGAGAGAGAGAAGAUGGUAAAGCACAUGUGGGAUGUCUACACUAAUGGUCGUCGGAUCAGAUUGCCCAAGUUCUGGCAGCAGGCCUUCGAGGCGGCUUAUGAGGAGUUAACCAGCGAUGAGCCUGAAGUGCGAGAGACUGCCAUCUCCGAGAUCGCUAAAAUGUCUAUUCGCUCCAUUUAUUUUGAAGCCCCGCCUCUUCAAACGUUGGCAAUUCAGGAGUUGGCUAAAGCAAAUAGAGUUCCAGGAAAUGAUCUUAGUAAGGAGUAAUAUACUAUCGCAUAGAAUGGUCAUGGAUCACAGAAGUAUGCAUUCACGUUUAUCACGGUGUCACAGAAAACCAAUCCAGUUAUAUGCCUGCAAUCAGCUAUCUGAAACGGUAGUUUGGGGUAGGAAACUAUUCUCGGGUUCGUUUCUUUUGUAAGAGGCCAAAAGAUCAAUGUAUUUACUUAGGUUUUCAUUUUCCCCCAACUUUCUUUUUUCCCACUGUUUUCAUUUAAUUAAUUCAUUAAAUGGAAAAUAUUACUCCGUAUGUUUCAAGGUCACUUCCACUCUAAGGGCUUGUUUGCAAACUAUUAUUUUAA